Messenger RNA from Paramecium pentaurelia, 651 nucleotides. Lineage: Eukaryota; Ciliophora; Oligohymenophorea; Peniculida; Parameciidae. The record is from the annotation of a GenBank genome assembly.
UGAUGUAAAGAGAUUUAACUCCAUAAGAUGUGUUACCCUUAAUUGUAGAAUAUUUGAAAUCAAUUGGAUUAAAGAAAUCUGCAAAGUAAAUUGAUUCUUUAUAUGAACAUGAUGAAACUCCAAUGAUUAACAAGAAUUUAUAAAAAAUAAUUAAAUAUUAUGUUGAAGGACAUCCGUAAUAAGCAAUAAUAUAUUGAUUAGUAAACUUGCUGCUAAAUUUAUUAAUGAGAUUGAAAAUGAAGAGUAAGAAGAAGAGGAAACAGAAUAAUCAAAAGAGGAGGUGAAGAAUAAUAAAUAAUCUGGAAAAACAUUGUCAGAUAAAAGAACAUUCACUUAAAUGAAUAGUAUAGAGAUAUUUAAAUUAAAGAAAUAGAAAUUAAUGAGGAAGUUGUAGAUUAAAAAGAAAAGAAGAGAUUUUUCUAAAAAUGUGAUGAAACAGUAUAUGAUAAAUUACCUGAUCAUUUGAGAGAUAAUACUUUUGAGGCUAAAAAGAAAUUUGGAGAAGGAGAUUAAUAUGGUGAGUUUGGAAAUGAAAAAUUAAAGUUUACAAGAGGGGAUAAUUUCAAGAAAGAGAAAGGAAAAUUAAAAAAUAGAUAAUUUUAAGGUAUGGGUAGUAUUAAUUUGAAUUCAAUAAACUCAAUUAAGUUAUGA